Molecule: messenger RNA, 1079 nt
Organism: Centruroides sculpturatus (bark scorpion)
Lineage: Eukaryota; Metazoa; Arthropoda; Arachnida; Scorpiones; Buthidae
Gene: Taf13
Product: transcription initiation factor TFIID subunit 13-like
Exons: 4
Coding region: 1-372 (123 amino acids)
Biological process (GO): transcription by RNA polymerase II
Cellular component (GO): transcription factor TFIID complex
Molecular function (GO): protein heterodimerization activity
Source: RefSeq, a predicted model, not a curated record
AUGGCGAACAACGAGGAGUUUGAUCAAUUUGAAGAAGAUUUGAAUGAAACACAAGAAACCCAGUCUGGAGACAGGAAGAAAAGAUUAUUUUCUAAAGAAUUAAGAUGUAUGAUGUAUGGAUUUGGUGAUGAUCAGAAUCCUUAUACUGAAUCUGUAGAUAUUUUAGAAGAUUUAGUAAUUGAAUUUAUAACAGUUAUGACUCAUAGGGCAAUGGAAAUUGGAAGAGCAGGACGCGUUCAAGUAGAAGAUAUUGUCUUCUUAGUUAGGAAAGAUCCAAGGAAAUAUGCUCGAGUAAAAGAUCUGUUAACAAUGAAUGAGGAAUUGAAGAAAGCUAGGAAAGCUUUUGAUGAAGUAAAAUAUGCCUCUGUAUAAAUAAAUCUAUACUUUGUAUAUAGGUCUGUGCAUAAUUACUUUAUAAUAACUAAUAUAAAUAACUUUUAUAUAACUUACAAAAUAGUUUUAAUGUUGUGAUAUGAUAAUGUUGAUAAACAUAGACUAUAAUUAUGUUAUAUGUAUUUUAUUGUUUUGUACAUUUCCAAACCAUAAUUUACAUUAUGUUAAACUAUGUAACUCAAUUACAAAUAAUCUGUAAAUUAUAAACAUUUAUAAUAAAUUUAAUUGACUUUCAAGUUAUGAUGAUUGAAACUGACGUGAUUUACGUAGUAUGUAAUUUAAUGCCCUUUAUUUGCAGUGUUAAGGAUUUUAUAAAACCAAAAAAAUAAUAAAUUUGUAUUAAGCAAAUUUUGUGUCAGUAACUCUUGCAUUUAAUAACUGCGAUAGAGAAUUUCUUUAAAAAAUAAAGUAUUCAGUAGCAGCACACCUCUUCCUACCUUGCAAAAGUUAGUAUGUCUAUACUUAAAUUUCAAAACUUAACUCACCUAAAAUGCCCAUCUGUAGCCGACUGGAUAAGAUCACUUAACACUGUUGUUGGAGUGGUUGCGAGUUUGCACCUUGCCAACUGGCUGGACACGUGGAGUUGUCCAGUUUUACAUUUAAACACCUAAUUUGGGGCAGUUUUCCAUAAAAGACUCAGGAGACAGAUCGCCCAUGUGUCACAUUGCAUUAACCAAAUAAACCAA